Messenger RNA from Zygotorulaspora mrakii, 819 nucleotides. RefSeq names its product Osw1p (gene OSW1). The coding region runs from base 1 to 819 and encodes 272 amino acids. The record is from RefSeq and is a predicted model, not a curated record. Lineage: Eukaryota; Fungi; Ascomycota; Saccharomycetes; Saccharomycetales; Saccharomycetaceae. The transcript has a single exon.
AUGAGGGCACCGCCUCCCCCUAGAAGAUCGAGAGUACGGUUUUUCACAGUUUACGUUUCGCGAUUAAGACAAUUCUGCACUUUAUACAAAAUCAAGAAGAGAUGGAAGUUACACAAACUUCACACUGUAGAACGAAGGGGUUAUACGAUAGUGAGUCCACUGUCAGCCAUUAGAGCUGAUGACAUGGUUAACCUCCCUACCGGAUUGCAAAACAAAUCACACAAGAAGAAACCACUGCUAAUUGCUUCGUUUCCAAGAGGCUGCUCGAGAUCACCCAGAGUAAAGCUAUUACAGAGAAAUAGAUUAUCCAAAAUUUUUCUCUCCCGAAGGAAGUACAAUCUGAAAUAUUUUGACGUAACAGGCAUUAAAGAAAAGAACUGUUCUUCGAGGCAAAGUUGUUCUUCCUAUCAUUGUGCCCACGUAGUUCGCACAAUUAAGAAAGUUACCUCAAAAAAUGCAGAUGUAAGAGUGAUUUUCCAUGAUAACAAUACAAUCAAGAGUCAUAAUUUGCCCAUAAAUACGGAAAACAUAGAUUCACCGCAGCUUCUGGAGUUUGGGCCGCAUCAGUCGAUAAGAAUAAAGAAUUACUCGACUCUGGAUAGGAAAAAUAGGCAAGGACUCCUAUUGGUAGAUGAAACAGUAAAACAUAACAUUUCGACACCAAGAACGUGUAGCCCAACUAUUACAAGGUAUUUUGAGGAGGAACGCAUGCCUAAAGUUACUUAUAAAAAGCCCACCCCUCGGAGUUUUAUUCUAUUGACAAAAUUCAAAGAUUUAACAAUUAUUAGUCACUCUAUAAAAAUAAAUUCUUCAGAGUAG